Molecule: messenger RNA, 2657 nt
Organism: Drosophila biarmipes
Lineage: Eukaryota; Metazoa; Arthropoda; Insecta; Diptera; Drosophilidae
Product: nucleolar protein dao-5
Exons: 4
Coding region: 106-1965 (619 amino acids)
Cellular component (GO): nucleolus; nucleoplasm
Source: RefSeq, a predicted model, not a curated record
CGAAAACUUAAAACACGUGUGUGUGCGCAUUCUUUUUUGUGUGGACGAGCGUGCGGCUAGGAAUUAAGUGCGGACGGAAAAUAUAGAGAAAUAGUUUGAACAAUCAUGACGGACCUGCUGAAGUUAAGCGAUGCGAUUGUUCUGGAGUACCUGCAGUCGAAGGACAAGAACCUGGCCAAGGUUUUCCAGCAGAAGACGAAGGCGGCUAGCGUAGCUAAAAACACGCCGAAGCUGAGUGAGAUUCUGCAGUUCUACCAGACCAAGAGCACCACGAAGAUCCCGGCCAUCAAGGCGACGGCGGCGGAUAGCAGCGAUGAUAGCGACUCUGACUCAGAGGCGGAAGAGACAGCUAAGAAGCCAGCAGCUCCACUGACAAACGGCAAGGCAGCAAAGAAGGCAGCCUCUUCCAGCAGCGAGGACAGCGAUUCGGACGUGGAGAAGCCUGCGACAAAGGCCAUUCCGACCAAGGCUGCUCCCGCUGCCAAGAAGGCAGACUCCUCCAGCGAGGACAGCUCCUCGGAGGACGAGGCACCCAAGAAGGCGGCGACACCAGCCAAGCCAGCUCCAGCCAAGGCGACUCCUAAGAAGGCUGCAUCGAGCAGUGAGGAUAGCAGUUCCGAGGAGGAGGCAAAGCCCGCCGCUAAGGUCACACCGGCUAAGGCUGCACCUGCCAAGAAAGCCGCUUCUAGCAGCGAAGACAGCAGCUCAGAGGAGGAGGCGAAACCAGCCGCCAAGCCUGCAGCCAAGGCUGCACCGGCCAAGAAAGCGGCAUCUUCAAGCGAUGAUAGCGACUCCGAUGACGAGCCUGCAGCCAAGAAGCCUGCGAUCCAGGCUGCAGCCAAACCAGCCGAUUCCAGCAGCGAGGAAAGCGACUCCGAUGAUGAUAAGAAACCCGCAGUAAAGGCUCCCGCGAAGGCAGCCCCAGCCAAAAAGGCCGCUUCUUCUAGCGACGACAGCUCCUCGGAAGACGAGGCGCCUAAGAAGGCGGCAGUUCCAGCAAAGGCUACUCCCGCAAAGGCUGCUCCCGCCAAGAAGGCUGAUAGCUCCAGUGAGGACAGUUCUUCAGAGGACGAGGCACCCAAGAAGUCGGCUCCAGUCAAGGCGGCUCCAGCUAAGAAGGCUGCUUCCUCCAGUGAUGACAGUUCCUCGGAAGACGAGGCUCCCAAGAAGGUAGCUGCCGCACCAAAGGCAACACCAGCCAAAAAGGCCGACACAUCCAGCGAAGACAGCGACUCUGAUGAGGAGGAGCCUCCUAAGAAACCGGCGGCCAAGCCUGCUGCAAAGGUUACUCCCGCCAAGAAAGUCGAUUCAGAGGAUUCGUCGGACGAUAGCGACAGCUCUGAGGAUGAGAAACCGGCCAAGGCUGCUCCCAAGGCUCCGGCCAAGGCUGCCGCCUCAAGCAGCGAGGACUCUAGCGACGAUGAGACGCCGGCGGUGAAGCCAGCUGUGAAGAAGACUGCUGUUCCCGCAAAGAAGGAGGAGAGUAGCAGCGACGACAGUGACACUGGCGAAGAGGCCGGCGAGGUCAAGCCCCAGGCUGUGGCCAACGGCGGAGCGAAGUCCGGUCAGAAGCGCAAGUUAAGUGGUGGAGACCAGGAUGAGGCUACCCCGAACAAGAAAUACAGCAACUUUGUCAAAUCCGGAGAUCAACAGAAGAAUGAUUUUACCUCCACACCCAACAACAACUACACCCGAAACAGUCAGCACAACAAUAGCGGAGGGGGAAGUGGCCGACGGUCACCUUUCCGAAGAGUUCGCACCGAGGAUGUGGUGGUGGACUCCCGAGUCCAGGACAUGUCUUUCGAGGCGAAGAAAAACGCGGCCGGAUCUUGGGGUGAGAGGGCCAACAAAGACCUGAAGCACACGCGCGGCAAGUCCUUCAAACACGAGAAGACCAAGAAGAAGCGCGGCAGCUAUCGAGGCGGCCAAAUUGACAUAGGAGUCAAUUCAAUAAAAUUUGACUAGACUUAUACAUACACUAUGAAAUAAUCAAUAUUCUACGGAUACUUUUAGUCUGUAAGCAUAGGAGUAACUAUGUAGAAUAGUUCCUUUAUGCAAUAAUUUCGACAACUUGUAAACUCUUUCCAACUUUUAAUUUGACUCGAGGUAGUCCGCACAUUCCGAGUGCUGCGAAAAUUUUCUCCAACUUUUAUGGAAAAAAUUUGAGUAGCGCCUCGGAAUGAAUCCUAAGGACAGUAAACCCUGACCUGGCAAAUUUUAGUCACAUUUUAAAUAAUGGUCAUUACGACUUUACCGGACUAAAAAUUUUCCUUUUCUGACCGCUCUAGAUGUAAACGGAAUACUUCCUAUAAACCUUUUUAGACGUAAAUCCUUAUACAUUUUAUUUGUAUUGCCUUUAUGUAACCAAUAUCGUUAUUCUUUAUUUAAAAAGGUUUAUUAGAAAUCGAAAAUAACACCCAUCGGAUUGCCAGUCGCUUGAGCAAACAGGGCUGACUAAUACGAUUGGUGUUCAAUACAUUUCCCGUUAAUUUGUGGUGAUAACCAGCUUUUGGUUCAAAAAAGUAACAAUGUAAGAUCCAGUCAGAACUUCAAUACUUCAAAGUUUAGAUCGCAAAUUUGUCCAAAUGGACAAACCCUAAAAUUAGUUCAAGUUAAGUAAAAUGGAAAGAAAAAUACAUGUAUUUUUAAAAACUAAA